Phytophthora sojae is the source of this 1995-nucleotide messenger RNA. RefSeq lists its product as hypothetical. NCBI's taxonomy places the organism in Eukaryota, Oomycota, Peronosporomycetes, Peronosporales, Peronosporaceae. Gene Ontology annotation, biological process: maturation of SSU-rRNA from tricistronic rRNA transcript (SSU-rRNA, 5.8S rRNA, LSU-rRNA). Bases 1 to 1995 code for a protein of 664 amino acids. Gene Ontology annotation, molecular function: protein binding. Gene Ontology annotation, cellular component: nucleolus. The record is from RefSeq and is a predicted model, not a curated record. The transcript has a single exon.
AUGCAGCUCUUCGCCGACUCGCAGACGCACUUCGCGGCCGUGUCCGAGGACGGCCGCCUCAAGCUCUGGGACGUGGCCGGCGGCGCGCUGCAGCAGGAGCUCAAGGAGCGCGACCACCUCAGCUACCGUUACACGUGCCUGGCCUGGACGCAGGCCAAUGCCUCCACCAGCAGCAGCAAGAAGAGCAAGAAGCGCAGCGGCGCCAGCGACCUGGGACUGCUGGCGCUCGGCACCAGCAAUGGCUCGGUCGUGGUCUGGGACCUGGCCACCGGAGAGGUGAAGCACACGCUGCAGGCGGACGCCAGCAGCGGCGCCGUGCAGGCGCUGGCCUUCAACCCGCAGGGCAGCCUGCUGUACUCGAGCUCGAGCGACAAGCACGUGCUGGAGUGGAGCGUGAGCAGCGGCAGCGUGGAGCGUAAGUUCCGCGUGGGCUCGGGCGGUGCGUCGGCGCUCGCCGUGUCGGCGGACGGCGAGAUCCUGGCGGCCGGCGGCUCGGCGCUGCGCACGUUCGACCUGGCCUCGGGCAAGAAGAGCAGGAAGCUGGUCUCGGGCCUCUCGUCGGCGGUGACGCAGCUGCGUUUCGCCGCGGUGGAGGACGGUAUUGAGGCCUCGCGUUUCCUGUUCGCGGCCACGGCCGGCGCGCGCUUUGUCAACAUGUACGACCUGCAGCUCGCGGAGCACGACGCGCCCGCGCUCACCUUCAGCCUGCCCAGCAGCGCGGACGGCCUGUUCGCGCGCGCCUCGGUGGGCGAGGUGGUGGCCAAGAAGAAGAGCAAGAAGAGCAAGAAGAACAAGAAGGAGAACGCAGAGGAGGCCAAACCCGUUGUGGACCUGCUGGUCGGCGCCACGGCGUCUGCGGGCGCUAUGUUCCUCUGGACGCACAAGUACCAGCAGAUGAAGGAUGCGUCGGAGCUGGCGCUGGCGUCUAAGCCGCUCUCGCCCACGCUGUCGACUGAGGCUAGCGCCGGCAUUCUACUCGCCGAGCUUAGCACACAGGAGGACCAGAAGACCGAGGUGCUGGUGGCUCGCGGCUCGCUGGUGAAGCCCGUGUUCGAGAAGGUGUCCCCUAUGGAGGAGAACGCUCCUGGUCAGUGGAAGACCGAGCUUGAGUUUGCGGAGAUCAGUGACGCUCUGCUGCUCAAGGCGGAGCGUGCCGAGGCUGCUACCAAGAACGGCAGCAAGCGACAGAAGGUGGAGGAUGCCACUGCCGAAGAUGAAAAGACGCACGUGCCGACGCUGACUGAGCGUCGCGCGCUGGCGAACUCCAUGACAGUCGUGGAUGAAACUACCAGCUUCGAGGAGCUGGACGGAGAGGCGGACGAGGAGGAGAACGAGCUCACCUUGGCAGAGCGUGUGGAGGCUCUGCGUGAGCGUGUGGAGAGUGACGUGACCGCCGCUCUUAACCGCGCCGAGCGCGAGGCUGAGACGCCUGAGGACAAGGCUCGCAGCGGCAAGCCUGAUGCGUCGUCGCUGGCCAGUGUGCUGGAGCAGGCUCUGCAGGCGCGCGACAACGCUCUUCUCGAGUACUGCCUGCGUACGCGCGACGCUAAGACUGUGGUUCGUACUGUGGCUCGCGUGUCAGCCUCCCGUGUGCUGGGCCUGCUGGAGGUGAUCGUCCGCAAGCUUGAGCGCUCGCCUAACCGUUUUGCGCGUCUGUGCCCGUGGCUGCGCGCUGUCCUGCUGCACCACACGGCGUACCUGGUGGCACAGCCUGACCUCGUGCCCAGUCUGUCGGCUCUGUACCAGCUCCUGGAGACAAGGUUGCAGGUGCACGAGCAGAUGCAGAAGCUCGCCGGCCGCCUGACCCUCGUGCUGGGCCAGAUCCACGUCAACACGGCCGCUAACAACGACCAGGAGGAUGACGAGACCCAGGCCGCUGUUGUCUACCACGAAGGCGAGGAGGAGGUGCGCGAAGAGGCGGCCGACAGUAGCAGCCACGAGGAGGAGGAGGAAGACGAAGACGAGGACGACGACGUAGAGACUGAGGACGAAUGA